Acipenser ruthenus (sterlet) is the source of this 3556-nucleotide messenger RNA. RefSeq names its product G-protein coupled receptor family C group 5 member C-like. Gene Ontology annotation, biological process: G protein-coupled receptor signaling pathway. The transcript is spliced from 5 exons. The record is from RefSeq and is a predicted model, not a curated record. Gene Ontology annotation, cellular component: signaling receptor complex; extracellular exosome; plasma membrane. Bases 450 to 1757 code for a protein of 435 amino acids. Gene Ontology annotation, molecular function: G protein-coupled receptor activity; protein kinase activator activity. Lineage: Eukaryota; Metazoa; Chordata; Actinopteri; Acipenseriformes; Acipenseridae.
UGAACUGCCGCUAGCCGCGCGCUGUUGUGGGAGGGCUGCGGUGAGUAGGUAGCUGCCAGAAAAAAGGGAGGGGGGCGAGAGAGGUAUAGACAGUGAAGGAGGGAGAGAUGCUACCAUAAGUGCACUAAACAGUACAAAGAGAACAGGACCGGGAGUGAGGCACUAAUACUAAACUGGCACUAGUGGACUUUUAAAAGCAGAAAGUAGAGAGAGGGGUUGACACUAAAUUUUAGAUACACGUGCGAUAAAGAGUGGAGCGACUGAUACCAAAAACAAAACUAAACUCGAAUCAGUACCUCUGAUUAGUUGGCCAGCGCAACGUUUUCCAUUUGAAACCAGGACCCUUCCUGAGUAUAGGCAAGCUCGGAGGAUACCGGACGCCGCGGACCUGCUAGCUAACUUUUAAACCGAUUCCUACACAAAACUACGCAGACAUUGGGAGCAUCAACAUGACCCCUGCACUACCCCAGCACUUCCGCCUGGUAGUGCUGCUGUUCCUCUGCCAGUGGUCUGCACCGGUGGUCAGGGCUCAGGCCAGCCCAUCCCCUCCGUCUGGCUGCGGCCAAAACCUGAACUCCCUUUAUUACAACCUGUGUGACCUGUCUGCGGCCUGGGGGGUGGUGCUGGAGGCGUUCGCCGGGGCGGGUAUGGUGGGCACCUUCAUGGUAACUAUCGUGCUUGUGGCGAGCGUGCCCUUCAUCACGGAUGGGAAGAAGAAGAGCGUGGUGGGGCUGCAGGUGGGAUUCCUGCUGUGCACGCUGGGGCUGUUCGCCCUCACCUUCGACUUCAUCGUCAAGCCAAACUUCUCCACCUGUGCCUCCAGGCGCUUCCUCUUUGGCGUCUUGUUUGCCGGCUGCUUCUCCUGCCUGCUGGUGCACAGCAUCCGUCUGAACCUGCUCGUGCGGAAGGACAAUGGUCCACGGGGAUGGGUGUUGUGCCUGGGUGCCCUGGCUCUCUGGCUGGUUGAAGUCAUAAUCAACACGGAGUGGCUGAUCAUAACCAUAGUCCGCAACGCCCCAAGCACCACCGUUGUGGGGGACCCGUGCUCAAUUGCCAACAUGGAUUUCGUCAUGGCGCUCAUCUACGUGAUGGUCCUCUUGUUGGCCACCCUGGUGUCAAGCAUUUCCACCCAGAUGGGCAAGCACAAGCACUGGAGGAAGCACGGCAUCUUCAUCCUGCUGACGGCCCUCGUCUCUAUAGGCAUCUGGGUGGCGUGGAUCGUGAUGUACGUUUUUGGGAACAGCAGGGUGGGGAGCUCCCUCUGGGACGACCCCACGCUGGCCAUCGCUCUGGUUUCCAAUGCCUGGACCUUCCUUAUCUUGUACAUCAUCCCCGAGCUCUGCCUGCUCACCAAGGAGUCAGAGGCGCAGCCAAGCUACGGAGACGACCUGUACCCCACCAGAGGGGUGGGCUACGAGACCAUCCUCAAGGAACAGGCAUCCCAGAACAUGUUCGUGGAAAACAAAGCUUUCUCCAUGGAUGAACCAAGCACAGCUAACAAGCCUGUGUCCCCAUACUGUGGCUACAAUGGGCAGACUCGCAGCUGUGUGUACCAACCCACAGAGCUUGCACUGAUCAGUAAAGGCCCUGGACAUCACUCGGACAUGCAGUAUGAAGUGGUAAUCCCCCGGGCGAGUGUAAUCUCCCAGCCGGCGAGCAGCAACAACUCUACAGUCCGAGCCGAAGACUCUGCCUCCACAGCAGGGCAGCAGAGGAAAGGAAGCGAAAACGGCUUUUAUUCCAAAUCCCUUUGGUAAACAUCCCUCAGACUUCUCAAACUUUUCCAGUGAUCCAAAGACUCCCAGCUGACCCUGUAAAGCUAAGACUUUUUUCUGUUUUUUUUUUUUUUUUUUUUUUUUUUUUUUGGUUGUUCCCUUCACUGCUGGCCCAGCCUCAGUGAUGCUUGAUGGCAGAUUCCUCUACCGAUACAGAGAGGGAGAGAGAGCAAGAUCCUAGCUCCUCACUCUCUCGGUACAGCCUCACGCAGGAGGAGGCAGGGGGUCCUUGUGAGAUCAUCUCAAAAGCUGUGCCUCUCCAGGGAUGCUCUCUGUCAGCCUGGCACCAGCCUGGCAUCGGUAUGAACGGCUAUAACAAACCCCACGGACAAAGGCGCUUUUUUUUAUUAUCAAAAUGUUAAUCCUAAGUGACCAAAAAAACCCAAAUGCUUCUACGUCCAGAACGGAGACAAUGGUAUUUUGACUGAGAUUUCUUUUGUGAAAAGAGAACUGAAGUGGCAGUCAGCUAGUGAGAGGGGAGGGGGGAGGGGGGAGGGGGUCAGUGGAUAAAAAAACAAAAACAAAAACACCCCCUUCUCUCCUUCCUGACCUUUUUGAAUGUUUUUUCUUUUUUUUUGCUGCUGUUUUGGACUGUGCAGACAGUGUGACGCAGACAGCCAGACAAGGAGGAGAUGCAGGGUUUCAAUAACUAAGACUGGAAGCAGCUUACCGUUCUAGAUGUGAUACGCACCCACAUGCAGCAGUAAAGGUUCCCUGAAGCCCUGAAACCACCAGUACAGAACCAAUACAAAACCCAGUGUAUUCAGAAAGUUGGGUGCAUCAAUAAUGCAAGCACACUUACUGCUUCGUGACCAUAGAAAAUAUACAGGGUUCAAAUAACGCCUAACCAGCAGUACUAAAAUGCCUCUCCAGUUAAAAAAACAAAGACAUCAUUGCUCUCCAGAUGCCCAGAAUAUGGCUGUCACUUCAGUAACAAAAAAUCCAUGGGACCGUUGAUCUGAAACCCACCUUUUGUAGUAUGAUGUGCCUGAGAGUUUACUAGCGAGUGCAGUCUUCAGCCUCUCCAGCUGUGCCCCAGAGGGGGAGUGCGCCUUACAUUUCAGUUGACUGAAUUUCUGUUUUUGUUUUGUUUUAUAUCAUUUUCUGUUGCGUUAACUAAGCGCUUCCUUCAAUGCAGUGUUUGUAAGAUAGCGGGGGAUGUCAAUUGAAUGUUAAACAAACUGUGAUCAUUGUGUUAAACUGGGGGAAUUGUUUUAGCAGGAAAUAAACCAGAAAAAUGUCCCUGAUAUAUGUCUCCAACAGCACAUUUGAAUAGUGGUAUCAGAUACAGACACAGAGACAUUUUAAGGUGGUAUUGUUAUAUUAUAGCUAAAGACGGUAUUCCCGGACAAUCAAUGAGAAGAAAAUAUAACCUUGCAAUGCCACCUUAAAUCAGGGGUGUCAACACUGACACAUGGUUUUUUGCAUGAAUUUCUCUGCUGAAAAGUUAAUUGAAUUGGGCCCAAAAGCUGUCAUGAAUGAAGAAUUAAAGUGUAAUGGAAAUUGUAUUACUUAUUUAAAUAUAUGACCAGUACCAGUAGGCUACACUCCUUUUAAAAUAACACUGACCUAUAUCUAAAUAUGACAAAUGUGCAUUGAUAUGUAAUUUUUUAUUUAUUUUCUGAUGUAAAUUAGAAGGCUUAAUCACUGAUUGUUGUCCCAAGGUUAUAAAAUUACAAAAUGUCUCUUCGGAGGAAAUGUCUGCUUAGUUUACUGUGAAGAUAAGUCAUGGAACCUGGGCAGGAGUUAAUAAUGGAAAAUAAAUGUGAUUUUCCACAGCA